Peromyscus leucopus (white-footed mouse) is the source of this 546-nucleotide messenger RNA. Its product is annotated as voltage-dependent P/Q-type calcium channel subunit alpha-1A-like. The record is from RefSeq and is a predicted model, not a curated record. The transcript is spliced from 2 exons. Lineage: Eukaryota; Metazoa; Chordata; Mammalia; Rodentia; Cricetidae. The coding region runs from base 63 to 533 and encodes 156 amino acids.
GACUGGCUUACUAAUGGAAGAAGGAUGAGAAGCUCAUUCUCUGUGGAAUCCCAUAGUCCAACAUGUGGAGGUCUGCAAUUAGCCCUCCAGGUUGGGUCCCACUAAGAUCGCAAGCGUCCGGAGCCGGAUGCGGACGCCGGCGCGCGCCGACGUAUACCGGGACGGCAGGAGCGCGGGUGGCAGCGCGAAGGCGGCCGGCGCACACGCGCCCGCAGCGCCCCCGCCUCAGGCAGCGAGGCCAGCGACUCGGAGUGCGUGAGCAGCGGCAGCGGCGGCGGCGGCGGCGGCGUGGGCGGGGGCGGGGGCGGGAUGCGCUCCCCGGCCCCUCGGGCCCCGUGGAGGAACAACUCGAAGGUGGUGGGCCGCGGAGAGCGGAGCAGCGCGCGCCGGAACCGUGGCCCCACUUCCGGGAAGGAGGGCGGGACCUGCCGCUGGGCGCCCGGCGGAGAGCCGGUGCUGGGCGCGCCUCUGUGACGUCACCGGGGCCCCCUCGCGUCUCCCGCGCGAAUGGCCUUGCCCCGUGGAGGCCGUGACAUUUGACAAGUG